AUGGUGGCCGCGAUCUUCUUGGCGCUUUUGUCGCAUUUUGAGCAUACGCGUUCACUUUCUCCAUCAUUUACAAUUGGCUCGUACUUGUGCAUCACUUUCCUGCCCAGAGCUGUAAUUACGCGGACUUAUUGGCUCCUUGCCAACGCUGACACAGGCUACAUACACGUUGCUGAGGCCAGUUCGGUUGCACUUCUCUUCCAAAUUAUCAUCAUCGUUCUUGAAAGCUGGAGCAAAGAGCAGUGGCUUUUUGAAAAUACAAAAGUUGCGGCCGAAGAGUUGGCUAGCUUUGUGGAUCGCUCGCUAUUUGCUUGGCUUGACAAGCUACUCCUCCACGGAUACAGACAAAAGCUCACAUUGCUUGAUCUACAACCGAUUGAUCAGACUCUAGGUACAUUCCGUCUAGCGAAUGACUUUCAUGACAUCCAGAAGCAUCCAAAGCUUAGGCGCUUCGGUCUUCUAGGCAUAACUUUACGAUGCUCGGGUUCAUCCAUAUUCUUUCCUGUGCUACCACGACUUUGUCUUACUGGCUUCAGCUUUGCACAACCAUUCUUGGCCACAUCUUUGAUUGCAUAUUUUGAGAAUGAAGGAUCCACCACUUUGAAUGCGGGGUAUGGAUUGAUUGGAGCCUCCUUCCUUACCUAUACUGGAAUUGCGAUAUCUACUGGAUGGUACUGGCAUAUGUCGUACAAAUAUGCCACAAAACUACGUGGUGGUUUAAUUGCAAAGAUCUCUGAUAAGUUGUUGAGGCUCAAGCAGGAGACAGGUCUUGAGUCAAAAGUUUUCACUCUCGUAAUUGCAGAUGUUGACAAAAUAAUCAGUGCUUCCGCAUAUAUACAUGAAAUAUGGGCGGUGGUUCUAGAAACUGGUUUAGCAACAUGGCUGCUCUGGAGACAAAUUGGACCCUCGAGCCUGACUGUCCUGGCAGUCGCGUUGAUUUGUGCAAUGGGAUCAACUUUUCUCGGAAAACACGUUGGCAAGGCACAGCAAACUUGGCUCGCAGGUACAGAGAAGAGAAUCGCGGCAACAAAGAAAAUGCUGUCUUCUCUCAAGGCAAUUAAAAUGAUGGGCUCCGGACAGCGUGUACGAAUGGCCAUUGAGAAAUUUCGGGAUCUCGAAUUUGUGGCCUCCAAGUCAUUUCGUACACUAUUGAUUGGAAGUUUAAUCUCAUCGUACUCCACUCUCACAUUGGCGCCCGUUGUUGCGUUUGGAACAUAUAUUGGUUCCACUAGAGCUACGAAUGGAGACUUCAAUGCCUCGAGAUUAUUCGGUUCCCUUAUUCUCAUUAACCUGCUUGCAUCACCACUCAUACGAAUUUUACAAAUUCUCCCGCAUUUUGGAGCCGCGUUUGGAUGCUUCUCUCGUGUGGAAGACUUCUUUGAGAAAUCAGAAGUCAUUGACUCCAGAGUAAUUGUAGUUGAUGGAAUCAAGCCCGGGGACGACUACAAGACUGAGUUUGUAGGUAAGGAAGAAGUAUUGAGCCAGGAGAAGGAAGAAUAUCCAGUAAAAUCAAAGGAUCUUUCAAUAUUAUCCAUGCGGCACGCAAGCUUGGGCUGGAGCACUGAAACAAUUCUGCAUGAUAUCAAUUUUGAAAUUGUUGCAGGUCAACACGUCGCUGUUACUGGUCCUGUCGGUUGCGGUAAGUCACUCUUGUUACAAGCAAUACUUGGUGAAGUCGAACUUAAGGCUGGAACUAUGCAUGUUGGAGGCGUAGGUAUCGGGUAUUGUAGCCAAAAUCCUUGGCUAAAAAAUGUUUCCGCAUACGAAAAUGCAUUUAGAAGCGCACCCAGCGACAAAUCAUGGGAGAAUUUGGUUGCUGAUAGUUGUAAUCUCGGCGGCUUAUUGAAUGUAGAAAGUGCGCACCAGACUGUUGGAAGUGGUGGAGCUAAAAUAAGUGGUGGUGAACGCCAGCGACUGGCUUUAGCACGUGCGAUUGCAACUCGACCUGCAAUCUUACUACUAGAUGAUGUUUUCAGUGCUAUAGAUAAAACUACAAAAACUUCCAUGCAAGAAAAGUUGUUCGGGCGGAAAGGUAUUUUGCGCGAGCAAAGAACUACAGUUAUUAAUGUUACUCAGGACCAACAAUUCAUAGAAGCUGCCGAUAUGGUUCUUCGAAUAGACGAUGCAGGAAGCCUCCAGCAGUUGCAGCCCAUAGCUUGCACAAUUCAGUCCACGGUGGAAGAUAAAAUUGAGGGGAAACCAAUCAAUGCUACACAGUCCAGCCCUGGGUCUCAAUCUCGAUCAAAAAGUGACCAUUCCGACCCAACUAAAAUCACAGAUAAGAGGGUCUACCAAGCGUAUCUCCUUUCUAUUGGGCGUUCAAACAUAACUAUCUUCUUCAUUGGUGCCAUCAUAUUUGCCUUCACUUUUAGGUUCCCCAACAUAUGGGCAGAGUGGUGGUCUAAUGCAAAUACUGGCAUCUCGACAAGAAGCGUUGAGUACUGGAUGGGUAUCUACGCAUUCUUAAAUUUGCUUCCACUGAUCGCCAUAAGUCUUUGGGUAGCUCACCUCAUGCUCAAAAUUAUUCCAACUUCAGGUAUUGGGCUACAUGGUAAACUACUCCGAUCUGUUCUCAAUGCACCUUUCAUCUUCAUCAGCACCAUCGAUUCCGGAAGCCUUAUAAAUAGAUUCAACCAAGACCUCAUGCUUGUUGAUACCCAACUUCCAUUCCAGCUUCUGAACACUGUUUCUGGAUUAUUCGCUGCUAUUCUCCAGGCAAUCUUAAUCACGAUUUCUGCUGUUUACAUCGUUGCUAUCCUUCCUGUCCUGGCAGCCGUGCUUUUUUUGAUCCAAAAUUUCUACUUACGAACAUCGAAACAGCUUCGACAACUUGAUUUAGAAUCCAAGGCUGGAUUGCACACGAUGAUCGCAGAGGUAUAUGAAGGACUGGUGACAAUUAGGGCCCAUGGCUGGCAGAAUAUUAUGCAAGGAGAGUUUUACGAGAAGCUGGAAAGAUCACAAGAGCCAAUAUAUCUUCUCUACAUGGUACAGACUUGGCUUCAGUUGACGCUGAAUCUAGUAGUUGCCGGGCUCGCAGUAGUAGUGGUUGGUGUGGCCAUUGGGUUGCGCCACAAGACAAGUGCCGGAGGAAUUGGAGUAGCAUUUUUUAAUCUGACCAUUCAAUCUUGGACAGCUCUAGAGACUUCUCUAGGAGCUAUUGCCAGAAUUGAAGCCUUUGAGCAAGAAACACCUGUAGAGCCAGAGGUUACAUCGCCGACUGAUGUACCCAUGUCAUGGCCAACCUCAGGUCAGCUGAGUUUUGAAAACGUUUGGACAAGCUAUAACCUCGAUGUAGAAAAGCCUUCAUGGAGUUUACGAGGAAUGACAUUGAAAAUUGACUCUGGUGAGAGGAUUGCUAUUUGUGGUCGUAGUGGUUCUGGAAAGUCGACUUUGUUGCUAUCCCUCUUGGCACUGAUUGAAACAACGAAAGGUUCCAUCUAUCUUGACGGUAUCGAUAUCUCAAAAGUCCAACGAUAUGUUUUACGAUCCAAACUUCAUGUUAUAUCACAAGACGCGUUCACAGAUGGAGAAAUCAUUCGCGAUGCACUAGAUCCGGCUGGAAAAUUGUCUGAUGAGACCAUCAACGAUGCCCUGCGUGAUUGUGCUUUGCUGAAUAAAAUCAAUGCAUCAGGAUCUCUCUCUGCCAAUCUAGGCGAUGUAACUCUAUCAGUUGGCGAAACCCAACUUUUUGUCCUAGCCCGAACUAUUCUUGGAAUCGAGGACUCUAAUAAAGGGGGUAUCGUACUACUGGAUGAAGCCACUAGCAGUAUCGAUGUCGCCACUGAGCGGAAAAUAAUGAAUGUUGUCGCCAAAAGACUGCAAGGAAAGACUGUGAUCUCAGUUUUACAUCGUCUCGAGGCCGCGGUUGAAUUUGACAAAAUCUUGGUUUUGGAGAAGGGCGAAAUGGCACAUUUCGGACCCCCAGAAGAGAAACUGAAAUUGAGCUUGGAAGAUAUUGUAUUAGCAUACGGACAAAAUGGUGACUCUGUGGCCCCAAGAUCUUCAAACGCCAAUGGAAUCUCAGGCCUCAACGAUCAUUUCAUAUUUCCAAGCGCACUGAAAAAGAAUAACUAUCUCGCCUGCUUCAGCUCAGAGCUCGAUUGA
Botrytis fragariae is the source of this 4101-nucleotide messenger RNA. RefSeq names its product putative abc multidrug protein. Gene Ontology annotation, cellular component: membrane. Gene Ontology annotation, biological process: transmembrane transport. Gene Ontology annotation, molecular function: ATP binding; ATP hydrolysis activity; ABC-type transporter activity. Bases 1 to 4101 code for a protein of 1366 amino acids. The record is from RefSeq and is a predicted model, not a curated record. The transcript is spliced from 13 exons. NCBI's taxonomy places the organism in Eukaryota, Fungi, Ascomycota, Leotiomycetes, Helotiales, Sclerotiniaceae.